Messenger RNA from Penicillium riverlandense, 1761 nucleotides. RefSeq lists its product as uncharacterized. Gene Ontology annotation, molecular function: zinc ion binding; DNA binding; DNA-binding transcription factor activity, RNA polymerase II-specific. NCBI's taxonomy places the organism in Eukaryota, Fungi, Ascomycota, Eurotiomycetes, Eurotiales, Aspergillaceae. Gene Ontology annotation, biological process: DNA-templated transcription; regulation of DNA-templated transcription. Bases 1 to 1761 code for a protein of 586 amino acids. The record is from RefSeq and is a predicted model, not a curated record. The transcript has 5 exons.
AUGGAGACGGGCUAUUUACCCACCCAAUCGGAGACCCCAAACAAGACGAAUCCCCAGAAACGAAAGUAUUCCCGCGUGGCAGCGAUUUACCCUCGAAAGCGAGCCACUCAGGCCUGCCAUACCUGCCGCUUCCGAAGGACGAAGUGCGACAAUGCUCGACCUUCGUGUGCUUCAUGCGUGAGACUAGGGGCAGAAUGUAGUUACCAGGAAAAUGAUCCCUCAACAUUCGAUCCUGCGAGUCUUGCCAUUCUGAAGCGGCUCGAUGAUCUGGAAGUUUUGAUUCAAAGCAAACCACAGGAUCCAUCUCCGUUGGCUUUGCCUGGAGACUUUCCAUCGACGUCGCCGUCUAACCCGCUCGGUGAUGGUGAACUGAGCUCCGCUGCAACCGGCCAAAGGACUCAGCGGAAACUGCCUCUCAUCACCAUUGAGGCAGCUCUGGAAUGGCCUGUCUUUGAUGACCGUGACUUCAAACGAGAAGUCCAUCUACUGAGUCCCCCCGAAGAGAAUAUACACCAACCAGGACUGCCGAUCUCGGUUGACGUUGACCUCCAUGAAGCCGACAGCCUACUUAGGAGGUUCUUCGACGAUGUGCACAUCUUCAAUCCCACCUUAGAAGAGGAGGAUGUGAGAGAAUAUGUCAAUAUUGUUCGUCUGAAUGGUAUUGGCUGGGACGCCAUGUCCUGCCUACUGCUUCUGAUCUAUGCCCACGGCUCGAUUUCAAGGCCACUUGUGAAGGACGGACCAGGAGUACCCUCAGCUUUAUUCCGCAAGUCGAAAUCUUUCCUUCAAGCCGAAGCCUACUUUUGCGCUGCGCAAAAGCGUAUGGGCCCGUUGCUCUGCAGCAGCGGUGUGAUAGAAGCACAAUGUUUCUUUCUCGCCGGAGUAUAUCUCAUGACAACAUUGCGACCAAUCGCGGCAUGGAGAAUGUUUGUGCAAGCAUUAGCCUGCUGCCAGGGGUUCUCCAUCCAACGCCGGAAUGAUACCAGCUACGAAGAUGAAUGGAAUAGUAAACAGAGGAUUUACUGGACUUGCUUCAAAUCUGAGCUAGAACUCCGGCUAGAGCUGAAUGUUUCACAAACAGGUGUUUUGGAUCUCAGCUAUCCAACCCUAUUCCCUUCACCACCGGACCGACUCAAAACAAAGGAUGAAGCCACCUGGUACUUUUAUCUCGCCGAAAUUUCUUUACGAAGACUCAAAAAUCGCAUUCUGGACACUCUGUACAGACAUGACGCCGCGGACCCUGAAUUCAACAUUGAAUAUGCCAUCCAUGAUUUUGAGGAGCAAACGGACGCAUGGCUAAGAUCUCUACCAGAGACGUUAUCUCUUGACGUGGCCAACCCGGACACAGACCAAUACGAGCCCUUUCGAUUCAUCCUUAGCGGCCACUUUCUCGACUGCCAGGAGACGAUGUACUGGUACUUUGUAGUCGAGGGCAUACACGGUGUCAUCCGCAAUAGCAACGAGCAUUUUAUCCAGAAGGGACUGAAAGUAUGUGUAGACAGGAUCCAGCAGAAUCGGACGGGCUUCUACCAUCGGCAUCAUGGAACAUGGUUGAUGCUUCGGUCUUGCACGCGAAGUGCAUUAGUUUUGCUUGCUGCUGUGCGGCGUGUCGAGCUUGCUGGCUUUCUACCACUUGGCUGGGAGGAAGCGGUGCUUGAGGUAACAAGGAUGCUAGAUUUUUGGAAAGACGAGUCCAGGGAUGUAUCUGAGAUGUUGAAUAUUCUGCGGACACUGUUCGAGGUGGAAAACUCUGCUAUUUGA